Messenger RNA from Laccaria bicolor S238N-H82, 384 nucleotides. RefSeq lists its product as uncharacterized. The record is from RefSeq and is a predicted model, not a curated record. Lineage: Eukaryota; Fungi; Basidiomycota; Agaricomycetes; Agaricales; Hydnangiaceae. The transcript has 3 exons. The coding region runs from base 1 to 384 and encodes 127 amino acids.
AUGACGACCAGAAGUCAUCGUUCAUGGGGUGGAAAGGACUGCCAGGCAUGGCAACCACCUUAUAGAACUCAACUAAUGUUGUGGUAUUACAUCCUUGGAGUCUCUUGCAACAGGCAUCCUCGUCUCCCAUCAUGCCUUCCCAUCCUCCACCUUCCCCUCGCUCCAUGCAAGUCCCUCGCAGGGUUCACGCCUGCCUCCAUCACAGGUGCCCUGGUCGCCGUCAGGUUCUGGAGCCUCAUCACACCAUUCCGGAAUGGAGGGUGGGAUGUGACCUGGGCACUCAAAGGUGGUGGCAGGCAGGCAUGGUUGGCUCUAUUGGAUUGGUGGUGGGAGCACGAUGAGAGCUUGGAGACAGGUGCUGGUGGUGACAUGCUUAUUGACUAG